Messenger RNA from Ruditapes philippinarum (Manila clam), 2092 nucleotides. RefSeq lists its product as uncharacterized. The transcript is spliced from 2 exons. Gene Ontology annotation, biological process: biosynthetic process. Lineage: Eukaryota; Metazoa; Mollusca; Bivalvia; Venerida; Veneridae. Bases 48 to 1508 code for a protein of 486 amino acids. Gene Ontology annotation, molecular function: catalytic activity. The record is from RefSeq and is a predicted model, not a curated record.
UACUAUAUAUUGAACAUUAACUACAUACAUACAUAAAUGUUGUGAAAAUGUCUACUUCUCUCAAAACCGAGUUGUUUUGUGAUCAGAAAAAGAAAAUAUGGCCAAAAGAAGGGCGGCAUAUUCUAGCUCAAUAUGACGAUAAACACAUCGUUGUUUAUCAAGCAUUUUGUCCUGAAAUAGCCGAGUUUGCAGUGGAAAAUGGAAAAUUUGGUGGACCUAAAUACAGCUUUACUCGCAUGACAUGGAUUAAAACGAAUUUCUUAUGGAUGAUGUACAGAUCAAAUUGGGCGAGAAGUCGAGGACAAGAAAGAAUUUUGGCAAUAACGUUAUGCAGGGAUGGUUUUGAUGAAAUUUUAAGAUGUUCUAGAGGAGAAGGGAUUUAUAUCGACUCAUCUGAGAAAAUACCAGACAAUGUACGUCUCCAAUGGGACCCAGACCAUAGUCCAAACGGCAGCAAAAUUAUUGAAAGGCGAGCAGUUCAGCUAGGUUUGCGGGGUGACAUGGUUACAAGAUUUAACGAGGAAUGGGUAAAGAAGAUCGAGGACAUAACCGAUUUUGUUAAAGAACAGCACGACUUUGUUCUAAAUGAUAAAAAAGAUUUGUUAUGUACACCAAGUGAAAGAGUUUACAUUCCGAACAAUGCUGAGAUAUGCAAACAUAUUCUCCUUGAUGGGUUUUCAGAAAGAGGUAAGCCCAGAAACCGAAAAGAAUGUACAGAAACUGUAUCAAUUCUUGAUGGUGCUUGCUGUUUAGAAAUGCUAGAUGACACAUUACAGGUAAUAACAGACAUGAAACAGACUGAAUCUAAGGGUGUAGCGACAUGUAAUGUCAUUCUGUGUCUAGGUGGAGCUUUCAAUCCAGUGCACACACGACAUAUACAAGUUAUGGUGGAAGCUAAAAAAUGGUUAGAAGAAAACACACAUUUCCGUGUAACCGCUGGAUUUCUUGCAGUUGCCCCUGAUGGUUAUGUGAAGAAGAAAUGUGAAAAGACGCUGCAAAUGUGUAUUAGAGGAGAACAUCGUAUAAAAAUGUGCGAAAUUGCGUGUGAGGGAUAUGAUUGGUUAAACCCUUACAAGAAACCAAUCGGGUCGGCUGAAGACUGUGGAAAGACUGUAAAACGAGAAUUAAAACAACCCGAUGUUGACAUAGCUGUGAUAUAUGGGGCGGACAGAGCCAUGAAUAAAUCAGGAAAUGCCAAAUGGCAUAAAAAUAGCUCUCAGAUCAUUGUCUGUAUUGGAAGGAAGGGGGAGACUGAACAAGUAAAAAUGACCUUUGUUGAGGACAAGAAAAUGGACCUUGUGAGAAACGAAAACUUUUUCAUAGUUCCAAACGAGCUUGACGACGUAAGCUCAACUGGCGUUAGGAAAAUGCUUUUUUCAUCUUCAAAUGAUGAUGAUACUGAGAUAGCAAGGAAGAAACGUGUAGAUGAAGUAGUUACCCUAGGGUGGGUCACUGAAAAGCAGGGACAAUAUAUAAUCGACAACUAUUCCAAUUUAUUCAAUAACUAAACAUAUAGCAAUAAUUCACGAGUUACAAAUUAAACUUGUUAUAUAAUUAAUUAUAAAUUUGAUUAUAAUAUAUCUGACAGUCUUUCAAAUAGAAUGGUUUGGAGACGCGCCCUACUCCCUAUCAUGUCUCGUUAUGAUUAUCAUAUGCGUGUUAAUAUCACAGCGCUAUUUCUUUUCAUUUGAAAGACCCAGUAUAAACGUUAAUAUUGCAAACAAGUUAGCAACCGCUAAUAUACGACCGUUUAACAUGUCAAAAUAACUUUGUGAGGAAAAUCGAAAAUUACAUGCACUUUUUAAUGACAGCGCUGAGCGCUUAUGCAGUGUAUAUAAAUUAUAUAAUUUAAUUUCGGCUGCUUUUUUUAAAAAAAAACAUGCAUCCCCUCUGAUAAAAUGGAUAAACAGAGUUAAUAUCUUUAACAACCGGAGCACGCAAUUCAUUUAGAAAAGUCGUCAAAAUGACGUCAUUUUAAGCUUGUGUAAGAUUGGUUUGUUGUAAACGUUAGAAUAUACAGUCUGAUGUGUAAGUUUAAAUUGUUGAUAAAUUUUGGAAGAAUAAAGAACUAUACAAACAAGCUAUUUUCUUG